AUGGAGUAUAGGUUUGCCCGGCCAAGGAAAAUCCCAGCAACCCAUUCGGUCAGACCAAGUACAAGGUGGUUACCACCUCUUGUGGAUUGGUACAAAGCCAACUUCGAUGCUGCAAUUUUUCAGGACGAUGGAAGAGAAAAUAUAGGUGUGAUAAUCCGUGACAGUAAUGGCUCGGCCAUGGUCUCUUUAUCACAGAAUAUCCAGCUCUCUAAUUCGGUGGUGGAAGUGGAAGCCAUGGCAGCCAACCGAGCCAUUGAACUCUCCUCAGAAUUGGGUUUUGACAAGAUUAUUUUUGAAGGCGACUCUGAGAUUGUUAUAAAGGCUUUAACGGAUUACUCACCUUCCUUAGCGUCCUUUGGUUUGCUGAUUAAGGAUGCCCAAUUUUGGUAG
Messenger RNA from Quercus robur (English oak), 390 nucleotides. RefSeq lists its product as uncharacterized. The record is from RefSeq and is a predicted model, not a curated record. The transcript has a single exon. The coding region runs from base 1 to 390 and encodes 129 amino acids. Gene Ontology annotation, molecular function: RNA-DNA hybrid ribonuclease activity; nucleic acid binding. Lineage: Eukaryota; Viridiplantae; Streptophyta; Magnoliopsida; Fagales; Fagaceae.